GUUUCUAGGCGCACUAUAACAGUGUUCUGUUAAAUAAUGUCAUUCUGUGUUACACAACAUAUAAGAUCGAUUAUCAUUGAGUAACAUUGUCAAGUAAUUGUAUUGAAGUGUUAUCUCGAAAAUGACCGAAGAGGGUGGCAAGAGCCAGGGCAUAAAUAUCCUUGGCAUCACUGAUAUUCAGAACACUCCAUGUGCUCGGGAAUCUAUUCUGCAUGGUGCAGGUGGAUCACUAGUGGCAGGUUUAGUGCACUUUUUGGCAACAAGUAGAGUAAAGAGGUCAUUUGAUGUGGGUCUCGCAGGAUUUAUGCUUACAACGCUGGGAUCAUGGUUGUACUGCAGAUUUAAUAAUGCCAAGCUACGUGUUCAACAGAGAAUCAUUCAGGAUGGCAUAAAGAAUAAAGUAAUAUAUGAAGGGACAAGUUUAGACCCCACACGCAAAACGAGAGGGGACAAAUAAAAGUUCCUGGUCUGAGACCAUUAUAUUGCCUUUUAUAGUGAAUGUUGAUUUAUUGAUUGUAUGAUAAAAUGUGUUUACUUAAAAAAAAUGAUUGGGCUGCCAUUUCAUUAAAAAAGAUAUAUAUGCUUUUGGCACACACAUAGCAACUAAUGUUAAGCAGUGAUUACAGACGUACGGGUCUUUAUGUUUUAAUAAAACAGGUUGAGCCUCUCAUGAUGACCAGGCAUUGUGGUAGAAAGAGGCACAGGUGAAAGCAGUCAUGUCAAUUGUCCUACUAAUUGACUAUGUCCAUUGUCUAUACCUGCAGUCCCAGCAUUUAUCCUCAGGAUGUCACUGUUGCACACUAAACACUUGUGCGUCAAUAAAAGUUACUCAGAGGUUCCUUGAUGACGAAAAUGUCU
Molecule: messenger RNA, 858 nt
Organism: Xyrauchen texanus (razorback sucker)
Lineage: Eukaryota; Metazoa; Chordata; Actinopteri; Cypriniformes; Catostomidae
Product: cytochrome c oxidase assembly protein COX20, mitochondrial-like
Exons: 4
Coding region: 122-457 (111 amino acids)
Biological process (GO): mitochondrial respiratory chain complex IV assembly
Cellular component (GO): mitochondrial inner membrane; mitochondrion
Source: RefSeq, a predicted model, not a curated record